AUGGUGGGCUGGGUAUAUGAACCCCCUCAAGCACUCAACACAGGAGUUCAGAGGCCAGCUUUCUUGGUGAGCUGUCACCUGUGCACAUGCAGAAAAGUCCAACAGCUUCAUCUCUGCAAACAGACAUCCUUUUUCAACCUGGAGAGAACAGGAGCGAAGAGACAUCCUUUCACCAUGAGGGCUAUGGUUGCACUACUCUUCUCUCUGUUGUUGGUGUCCCAUGGGUCCUCAGCUGUCAUUACCGGGGUAAGUGGGAGCGACGGCUUCAUACCUCUCAGGGCUCGGAGGAAUUGUCAUUGAGAAGGGCAUACGUAGAGUUAGUUUUUGUAUUUAAAAUGUUUUCAAGAGAUGCAGUUAGACGUACGAGCUGAACUGUAGCCACACCACAAUCAUGCAAUAUGCAGACACUUUUGUGUCUCUGAAGCUCAGAAUGAAAAAUGUAAAUAAUGGAAUUGGUCAGAAAAGGACACAUCUAUCAGAAAGGAAGAAUAAAGUUUGAUUAUGUAGUUACAUUUUUUAUCUUUCUGAGGAAUGUCACACAUGUAUUUCACCAACACUUAUGUUUUCUUUGAGAUUAAAAUACCAAAACUAGAUCCAAAAAAAUGCUGAAAGAGAUUAAUUUAAGUAGUGAUUCAGAGCAGACCUAUAUCAGGGUGAUGUGUUGUACUAAGCCUAUUUCAGUAACGAGAGAAGUAAAUACCAAAGAAUCGGAGCUGUGCAUCUCCUCUGGUCAAGACGAUUUGUUUGGUCUUGAUCCUUGAUGGCAAGAAACUGAUUUAAAGACUGGUCAGUAAAAAAACAGAGGAUUUAGCCCCAUUUAGUUCAGUUUGAUUUGGUUUAGUAAGAUUUUAAACUAAUGUAACAAAUUGUAGAAGCCAUUUUUUAGUUUAUGUCAAAAUCUUAUUUUUAAGCAAACAAAUUAAAGUAAAUAUAUGAUUCAAAAGUAAUUAAACGGGUUGUUUGUGUUGAUUAGUAGAUUCAAAUACACCUUUCUAAAGGAUGUUUGGUUAUGGGUGGAGUCGCAAUCAUUUUGGGUCAGCCGGCACAGGUGCACAGGGCAGUCUUUUGUUUGAUCCAAGUUAAGACGAGUAGCAUGAAAAUGUUUUUUGACCGUGAAAUGGGAGCUUUCUGAUAUUUUGUGCAGUUUUUGAGCUGUGAGCCAUGGACCAGUGAGUGUUGGAGCCAUUUUAUGAAUGAAAGUUGGACACGUGUAAGGACAUCUGUAAGGCUUGGCUCAUCCAAGUGGCUUUUAAAAACUGUUAGAGAAGGAAUCUGUCACUACACAGAUAAUGAUUAUGUGUCCUAUUUGUUCGUUACUUGAUGGAAAAUUUUGUAACUACUGUACAAGCUGAAAUAAUGAUAAAUAAAUUGUAAUCAUACAAACAUAAUAAUAAUAAUAAUAAUAAUAAUAAUAAUAAUAAUAAUAAUACAUUUUAUUUAAAAGCGCCUGUCUGGACACCCAAGGACACUGUACAGGGCAUUAAGAACACAGUUAAAACACAGUUAAAAUAAAUAAAAACAACAUACAGAUAUGAUGAUGGACAGUUCAAGGGAAUAUGCAAUUUGGAACAGAUGUGUUUUGAGUUUUGAUUUGAAGUGGGGUAGUGAGUCCAUGUUUCUGAGAUCCGGAGGGAGAGAGUUCCAGAGUUUGGGGGCAGAGUGACCGGAAGCCCUGCUCCCCAUGGUGCUGAGCCGGGCAGAGAGGACAGAAAGGUGGAGGGAGGAGGAGGAUCUGGGGAGCAUGAGGGGGUGGCGAUGUGGAGGAGAUCGGAGAGGUAAGGGGGGGCAAGGUUAUGAAUGGCCUUGAAAGUGUACAUGCCCUGUUAUCUUAGUGUGACGGGUAGUUGGGUGUGAUAUAUAUGAAAGGUGGUCAUAGCCUGACAAAGAAAGAGGAAAGAUUGGUACCACUCAUACAGAUGUCUUGUACAUCUGUUCUGUAUAUCUGCUUUCACUAGUUUUGCAAAAAUUUGCCAGCAUUAUCUGCCCGUGGUCAAAAAAAUGACAAUCAACCCAUUAAAGUAGAUGAAAAAUAACUAUUGUUUUGAAGAUUUUGUUGUGAAUUAAUAGAAGAGUGGUGCUGUUUUAUUAAAUUCAGAAUCUGAUAAUUUACACUUAGUUUAGUACAGUCAGUUAUGUUGUUUUUCAGAUUUAACGUAUGCAUGUGAAAUCUGAAUAACAACAUUCUGAUUUCAUCUCUGGUCUUAUCAGGUAAAAUUUCUCCUGCAGCGUAGAGACAGUAGACUUUUGGACAGCUUAUUGUCCUUUUACUUAAAGUCCAAGACCAUAAAUCGCUUUACCAGCCUUGUUAUGAUAUUUUCUUACUAUGAACCAAAAUAUGCUGAAAAACACAACACAGCCUCAGUAAAUGUGAUCACAUCUUUGAAACUGGGUCAUUAACCAGUUUGUAUGACAGUUUUACAGUUCCAGGGUAACCCGUUACUGAUUUGGAUUGGUGAAUCUUCACAACCCUGUAGUGAACGAUACUUUGUUUUGCAAGAUUUAAAAAAGUAUGUGAAAUAGGCUCAUACAAUUUAUCUGAGGAUUAAACCUGAAACAACCAUUUAUUUAAUAAAACUAAAAUAUACAUUUGUCAAAGGUUAUGUCUACUGUAUGUAGAAAGUAUUAUGUACUAAUUUAGACAUCGCUCCAGAGUUUAAGGCUCUGUCCAUUGUUGGGCUUCCAGUGCUUUGAUAAAGUUGAAAAUGUGCAGCUUCUCUGCAAUGAUAAAUCUCUAACAGUACCAUAUGUUACUGCUUCAGUGGAUAAUCCCUGUCAGGGAAGCGUUUGCUUUUGUGUGGUGCGCACUGCCUCCCUCUGCUGGUCACUUGAUGUCUAAAUUAAUGAGUCUUAUGAAUCCAGUCAACACUCCACAACAUCUGUUCUCUUGUAACUGUACUAGAGUUUUCUUUCAAUGCAUGAUGAUGACCUAUUCAGGAAGGAAAGCUGUUAAAAAGUGGUACCAUUAGGAUAUGGUACCAUUUUAUCCAAUUUUAUCCAUCUUGGUUCUGAUUCUAGUUUAUAACAAUAUUUAAUUAUGAUCCCUGUGUUUUUGUCGAAUAGAAAAUAACAUUUACUUCACAAAUAUAUUUUAUGAAGAUAUAGUCGGUGAGAAUAGAAAAAUUCCCUUUAUUUUUUGAACUUUUAGGCUCUCAAAAGUGAACUGUUGACUCUGACAAGAACUCUUUCAUACAUUUCUAAAGAUUAACUCUGUUCUAUAAGGAUAGAGUAACAUGAAAAAUUACAAACCUAAACUUUCAAAAGUAAUAAUAGGAUAACACAACAUAAACAAUGAACAACUAAAUCCAAGUGUUUCAUUUAUUAUGCAUAUCUAAAUGCGGGUGGCUCAGCAGUGGCAAAGAAGAGCCGGCUCUUACGUCAAACCUUAUCACGUGGUGACAAUCCUCCUCUUCACCUGACUUAUCUUGUUCCCCAAGGCCGAAGUGAAACUAGUGUCUGCAUUACAGGGUCUUGUGGUUGAAGGCAGAGGUGGAGAAGUACUCUCUGAACUUGUGUCUAAAAAAACAAGUUUGAUUAUAAUAAAUAUGCUUACUUUACCCCAAACCAAUGCAGACUUUUUAGAUUAUUACAAAAAGGUAUGAGGAUAAGUGACUGUAAAUCCAGACAAACUGAGGGCAAAGCAUAAACAAAUUUAAAGUUUGGCAGCAGAAAGUACUUUUGAAACUUAAAUUAGCAAUUAACAGUAUAUCACAUAUCGAUUUAUCUGUACUGAUAUAUUAUCUCAUGCACAUUUUUUAUGAAACACAGGAGGUGGUUUUCAAAAUCAGUGUUGAAGACAGUGUUUUUUUUAGAAGGGACUGUGUAAUUUCAUGCUCAUGUCUCAGAACAAUUACCAGCUAAUAAAUCUAAUUUCAUCCUGUUACAACAACCUGCUUAUGCAGAGCUGCACAAAUGUUUGUAUGUAAAUGUGUGAACCACAACUGAGGCUAUUUAUACUUUCAUGAUACCAGCUGCUGCAAUUGAUUCAUUUCUGACAAGUUCAGUUUAAUUACAGAUAAUGGUAGAGAUUAAAGGUUACAAAUUUGUAGUAUUUGUAUAAAACAUCAAUUGAAUUUGUGUAAGAAUCCAUUACUAAAGCAAGUGUACACUGGUGUGUGUUUAUUUGUGGAAAAAAUGUGUGUUUUCUAUGUGUGUAUGUGCAGGCCUGUGAGAAGGACUCUCAGUGCAGUCAGGGGAUGUGUUGUGCUGUGAGCUUGUGGAUCCGCAGCCUGCGUAUGUGUACACCCAUGGGACAGGAGGGAGAUGAAUGUCACCCUAUGAGCCACAAGGUGAGGCCAUCAACACAAAGAAGUUUCACCUCGACUGUUCAGGGUGUCACAUCCAGAGCUGCACCUAACCAAAGUGAGGCCCUUGCCUUAGCAGAGUUUGAUUUGUCGGCACUCUACAAAAUUAACAAAAUCAGAGCAUCCCACAGUCCCCUCAGCGACGAUCAUUUGCCAGAACAAAGCACAAAACUUCAUCAUCACUCCGAAAGAAAGCUGUGCAAUAUAUAACUCACCAAAGAACACUGCAAAAACAAGUCUUGACAUAUUUCUAUUAGUAUGUGAUAAAUGUGUGACCACUUAACCCAACACUGCUUUAAAACCAGUGUAGUCUUUGUGUUGUUACUUCUGAAGCAAGACGAUCCCAUCAAAAUCAUGGCCAUCCAACAACACUCACUGUGUUAUGAAGAUAAAAUAUCACACCAACAGUCUCUGCUUCUGUUUCCAGAUUCCUUUCAAUGGAAAAAGACUCCACCAUACUUGCCCCUGCCUGCCAAACUUGCUGUGUGUUUCCAUGGAGGACGGGAGAUCACAGUGCCUCUCUUCAUACAUGUAUCCAGACAACGUCUGA
This is a messenger RNA of Xyrichtys novacula (pearly razorfish), 4851 nucleotides long. The record is from the annotation of a GenBank genome assembly. Lineage: Eukaryota; Metazoa; Chordata; Actinopteri; Labriformes; Labridae.